UUUUUUGGUCAAUUAUUCAGUGAAGCUAUUAAGAUUCUUUCUUCAAACUAGAAGCUCUAAAACCCCCAAACCCUAAUCGUUAGAAACUCUAGCCAGUUACUGGAGCAACUUUGAGAAGAAAACCUUGAAAAUGGACCUGGAUGAUUUAGGAGAGCUCGACGGUUCAAGUCAGGUCAAUACUCGAACCACCAAAUUCGCGCCCAAAUCUUCCAAAUUCGCACCCAAGCUCAAACCGACGUCUAAGACGAAGCGCGAACCGUCUUCCAAACAGGAGCCUCAAGACUCCGAACCGAAACCCCAACCACAACCGCCGCCACCUGCGGAAUCGGUUUCGAAAAAGAAAGAAAACGAGGAUGAGGAUUUAAAACCACCGGUGGUUGCUGAACUGAAAGCCGAACAACCGAUAUCAAACGGCGCGAUGAAGAUGGAGGUCGAUGGGAAAACUAAAGAUGAUGAGAUCUUGAGCGAAGCCAACAAAGUUGAAGAUCAAGAAAAAGAAGAUGACGAAGAUAUGGUUGUUCGCGAAAUCGACGUCUUAUUCACUCCUUCUAUUGGCGCCGACGCUCAGUUAUAUGUUCUGCAAUAUCCUUUAAGACCUUGCUGGCGACCAUACGAAUUAGAAGAACGAUGCGAGGAGGUAAGGGUGAAACCAGCUAGUGGGGAAGUUGAAAUUGACAUGUCUGUCGAUCUUGAUUCGGCCAAUUAUGAUAGUGAAAGUGAUAAAAAAAUGAAGAUGACAAAGCAGACUUUAUCUCCUUCAUGGCUACCAUCACGCUCAGCUGGUUAUGCUGUUGGAGUUUUAAUGGGUGAUAAGUUGCACCUAAAUCCUAUCCAAGCAGUUGUUCAGCUCCGACCAUCGCUGGAACAUCUCAACUCCGGAGUUUCUAAAAGAAAGAGCACAGUGGCUGCCAAUGCAGAAGUUACUGUUAUAGAAGAACAAAAUGAUGGAAAAGCAGUUGGUCCAUCAACCAAGCAGAACAAGAAAAUACAGUCCCCAGCUGAGCAAAGAGCAGAAGAUAAAGAGUGUUGGGUUCCUCUCAAGUAUCAUAGCUCCAAGAGUGAUUUCUCUGCCCAGUAUCUGCAUAGAAUGAUGGCAGAACAAAGCUGUCUAAUUGAGUUUACCAUGAGCCCGCAUGAUUAUGUUGACUCCUUGUGUCCUUUACCAAGCAGCAGCACUAAAUCACAAGGUCCAUCCAGAAGGUUUUUGCUUUCAAUUCCACUGGAAGAACGUUUGAAGACAUUAUUGACUAAGGGACCAUCUUUGCACCGAUUCAGCGCUCUCAGAUCCUAUGCUGAAGAUGUCCCAAUUGAAGAAUUCUUUGAAGUCCUUCAGAAGCAUGCUCUAUUAGUGCAGGGACUCUGGGUUCUGAAGAGUUCGUUAUUGUUUCCAGAGGAUCCGUCUAAAUCUUUAGCCCGAGACUACAUUCUUCUCUUAUUUAGUAAGAACCCAUUAAUAAGUUCUUCAGAAAUAGAUGUCCUUUCCACAAGUCGCAAAGAAGAAGUGAAAGGCAUUCUGAAAAUUUUAGCCGUUGAAAGGAAGGCCUUCAAAGAUUGGAAGUUAAAGUGGGAUGUCGAUGACAAAUUCAGAAAACAAUAUCCAGAUAUUGUUAAGAAACAAGAAAAUAUUUGGAAAUCUGGAGAACACAAUGUAAUUAGUCAUAUUUGUCGAGGUGCAAGAGGUGGCCCUAGUAGAACAAAGCCUGGCACAGUCAUAAAGCAAGAAAAAGCAGUGAACUCUGAUAAAGUUGCAAGAAAGGGUGCAGCUGGAGCACAAGCUGGGAGGACAAUGUCUGAUGAAACACGAGAAGCUAUUCCAAAGGCGCUGAAAAAAGUGUUUCAAACUUACAAAGUUUGCAGCUUGCAACUGAUUCGCAAGGGUCUACGGGAUUUGGCACUUUCUGAGUCCACCCUUCCCAAGGCAGAUGCUAGACUGGUAGUUAAGGCAGCAUUUGGUGCUGACGCACCUGAGCAUGAGCUCCAGGAAGUCGUAAGUCAAGUUGCAGUAGAACUUCCUCGUGGUCUUUUUGUUAUGAAUUCAUCCCAAGAGAAUCGAGAAUAUGAUCCAUUGAGGGAAGUUGUGAUUAAUCUUCUUCGUGUGAAAGAAAAGCUCAAGAAGGCUGAUGUUGAAGCUGCAGCCCUUCUUAGUCUCAAGAGGAAAAUUACUAAUAAUGAAUAUAAUAAGGUAAUGAGUGAUUUUGCGAGUACAAGGGUAACUCGUGGGUAUUGAAAAGUGGUGAUGGGAAGCCUAACUAAUUUUCAACACUUGUUCAUGGGGAUUGCUGAAGAAAAUCAGGGCAAAAGGGACGGUAAUUAAUCUUGAAAUAUAUAUAUAUAAAUAGUUUUAUGAUGGCAUGUAUAGCUUUAUCUUUAUUUAAAUUAGUUUUAGCGAUGAAUUGAUAGGUAGGCCAAUUUUCAUGGGAUGGAAAUAUACGUAUUUGUUCUCAAUGAUAUUUUGGUGUUAUUCGCAGCCUUUUUCCUCUUUGGUAAA
Molecule: messenger RNA, 2488 nt
Organism: Hibiscus syriacus
Lineage: Eukaryota; Viridiplantae; Streptophyta; Magnoliopsida; Malvales; Malvaceae
Product: DNA-directed RNA polymerase III subunit RPC5-like
Biological process (GO): DNA-templated transcription
Cellular component (GO): RNA polymerase III complex; nucleus
Source: RefSeq, a predicted model, not a curated record